Molecule: messenger RNA, 920 nt
Organism: Closterium sp. NIES-67
Lineage: Eukaryota; Viridiplantae; Streptophyta; Zygnematophyceae; Desmidiales; Closteriaceae
Source: the annotation of a GenBank genome assembly
ACAGCCAGGCCUAGUGUCAUCAGAACGACUUAGUGGCAGCCAUAGUCGUCGCUUUCUCUGCUCCCACCCAGCUCUGCGCUUGCCGCCGCCUCACGCCAUUCCAUAUCGCUCCAUUCCCACCGCUCUUCCGCCAAUCACGCGCGCGAACCCUCACUAUCUGUGCCCACGUCGCCGAAUCCGAUCUCACAUCUUCCGCACUUAGCUAAGCGCCAGGAUGAGCGGCAAGGCGGCGGUGCAGCGGGCGUUCAAGGCGAUCGACUGGGAGAAGCUGGCGCGCGUGGUGGUGAGCGAGGAGGGCAAACGCGAGAUGGCGGCGCUCAAGCGCGCGCACGACGAGGUGUCGCACACCUUAAACACCAAGUUCAACGAGAAGGUGGUGGAGAUCGACUGGGCGCUGUACCGCUCCAAGCUCAACCCCAAGAUCGUCGACAUGUUCGAGCAGUCGUACAAGAGCAUUGAGAUCCCGGACUACGUCGAUACGCUCACCCCCGAGUUUGAGAAGGAGCAUCAGCAGCUGGUGGCCAAAGCAGCGGAGGAGGAGGAGACAUCAAAGCGUGAGGCAGCCCGCCUUAAAGCCGAGAUAGAGAAGAUCCGUGCACAGAAGGAUGCACUAAAGACCAUGACAGUGGACGAAUAUUUGGCCAAGAACCCGAAGCUCAAGGAGAAGUUCGAUGAGGAGAUCCGCAACCACAACUGGGGCUAUGGAGCGAACCAGUAGUGUUGUCGAAGGAUGGGGGGCAACGACACCAGAUCCGCAUGGAUGGGCGUGUAUGAGUAAUUCUUUCAAGUUUUUUGUGUACGCAAAUUCUUAGUAUUACCAAAAUCACAAGCUCUUCAAACUUCCUUGUUUCAUUAAAUAUAUGAUGCAUCUAUGUGGAUAAUCCUUGUAACGUUUCGAUAAUCACUCUCAUUUUCCUCGC